Funneliformis mosseae is the source of this 183-nucleotide messenger RNA. The record is from the annotation of a GenBank genome assembly. Lineage: Eukaryota; Fungi; Glomeromycota; Glomeromycetes; Glomerales; Glomeraceae.
AUGAGUAGUAAACAUUCACGUUUAAAGGGCAGAAAAUUGAAGAUAGCAAGUUUACCAGAAAAUGUACAAGACAAAUCCUACAAAUCGAAGACUAAUUCAUGGAGGAUGAAUGAUACUGGAUGUUGCAUUUAUGAGGAUUCCGAUUUUUUUAGACUUGAUAUUCAGGCAAUAUAUCCGCAAGAG